CCAGCUCUGCGGUUGGCUGGCUCCAAAGCACCAAAGCGCUGUGGUUGGUUGUUACGUUUGUUGCUCAGCGGUCUUCAUUCCCCCCCUUCUUUUCCCAGGGUUCUUUGCGCGUCGCGGCCUUGUUCGCGCCUUCAGACCGCGGAGAAGCCACUGCCACCAUGUCAGACUAUCCCGGAGCCCAGAGCGGUAACCGUAAAGACGCAUUUGCCGAUGCUGUACAGAGGGCCCGCCAGAUUGCCGCAAAGAUCGGAGGCGAUGUCACCGGUGGCGUUAACAACACCCCAGAGUUCAACUUCGGGGGGCAGAAAAGGCAGUUAGAGGAUGGAGAUAUGUUUGGUUUUCCUUCUCCAGACCAGCCAGAGUGUAAGAAACUGGCAACCCAACCUGAAUCAAUGCCCCCUCAGCUUGCUCCAGUUCAUCCUCCAAGGUCGUCUUCCAUGACAGAGGAGUAUCGAGUUCCAGACGGAAUGGUGGGACUCAUUAUUGGUCGUGGAGGAGAACAGAUCAAUAAGAUUCAGCAGGAGUCCGGGUGCAAAGUACAGAUAUCCCCAGACAGUGGUGGGAUGCCCGAGAGGAUCGUUUCUCUGACUGGUAACCCCGAUGCUGUGCAGAAAGCCAAGAUGUUGCUCGAUGACAUUGUUUUGAGAGGUCGAGGUGGUCCCCCCAGCCAAUUCCACGACAGCUCCAAUGGGCAAAAUGGUUCCUUGCAGGAAAUCAUGAUCCCUGCUGGAAAAGCUGGACUGAUCAUUGGGAAAGGAGGAGAGACCAUAAAACAGUUACAGGAACGAGCCGGAGUCAAAAUGAUCCUGAUACAGGAUGGCUCACAAAAUACCAACAUGGAUAAGCCUCUUCGUAUAGUGGGGGAACCUUUUAAAGUGCAGCAAGCCUGUGAAAUGGUGAUGGAUCUUCUAAAGGAGAGAGACCAGCCGAACUUUGACAGAAAUGAGUAUGGGACACGAGGUGGUGGAGGAGGAGGAGGAGGAGGAGGUGGUAUUGAUGUGCCUGUCCCCCGACACUCAGUUGGGGUCGUUAUAGGACGCAGUGGGGACAUGAUUAAGAAGAUCCAGAAUGAUGCCGGUGUCAGGAUACAGUUCAAACAAGACGACGGAACCGGUCCUGACAAAAUUGCUCACAUCAUGGGCCCCCCAGACAGGUGUGAGCACGCAGCGAGUAUUAUUAGCGAUCUCCUUCAGAGCUUACGGACUGGUCCCCCUGGUCCUCCAGGUCCAGGAAUGCCUCCAGGUGGCAGAGGAAGGGGUCGGGGGCAGGGUCCUUGGGGUCCUCCUGGUGGUGAAAUGACAUUCUCUAUACCCACUCACAAGUGUGGACUGGUGAUUGGAAGAGGUGGGGAAAAUGUGAAGGCAAUUAAUCAGCAGACUGGAGCAUUUGUUGAGAUCUCCAGGCAGCCGCCACCAAAUGGGGACCCCAACUUCAAGAUGUUUAUUAUUAGAGGCAACCCCCAACAGAUCGACCAUGCCAAGCAGCUGAUUGAGGAGAAGAUUGAGGGCCCUCUUUGUCCAAUUGGACCCGGUCCACCUGGCCCAGGCCCAGCCGGUCCCAUGGGACCUUAUAACCCAGGUCCCUACCAGCCUGGACCUCCAGGAGGCCCUCCACACCAAGGACCCCCUCCUCCAGCAGCUCAUCAGUACCCUCCUCAAGGCUGGGGAAGCACAUAUCCCCAGUGGGGCCAGCCUCCUGCAGCUCACGACCCCACAAAACCUCCUGCUCCCACAGAUCCCAGUGCUGCAUGGGCUGCUUACUACUCUCACUAUUACCAACAACCUUCUGCUCCCGUCCCAGGGCAGCCCCCCGCUGUUCCUGCACCUCCACCUCAAGGAGAACCCCCACAACAGCCCCCAUCUGCCAACCAGCCUGAUUACACAAAGGCCUGGGAGGAAUAUUACAAGAAAAUGGGUCAGCAAACUCCACAGCCUGCGGGGCAGCCAGACUACACAAAAGCUUGGGAGGAAUACUACAAGAAGCAAGCAGCAGCAACUCCAGGAGCACCAGCAGCAGCAGUGGCGGCAGCAGCAGCAACGGCGGCUCCACCUGCAGCACAGCCAGAUUAUAGUGCAGCAUGGGCAGAAUAUUACCGACAGCAAGCAGCAUAUUACGGACAGGCUCCAGGAGCUCCCCCCACACAACCCCCAUCGGCACAGCCGGGGCCACAGGCCCAAUGAAUGUCACUUGCCCCCUGGCCCGUUGCCCGUCUGAAGAGAGUCCCGCUGCUGCUGCCCGUCUCACAGUGGGGAGAAGUCGUAUGAAGAGUCGUCUAGUCGUUUUAUUUUUUUUUUUUUUUUAGGACCCGCCCUCUCCUCCACUUUACCCAGGAGGCCAUCUUCCAAAAGUAAAAGACGAGCCCCCGGAGGCUUGUUGUGUGCAAAGCAGGUGUAGAAAUUAGGACUAAUCUGAGCGCAACCCCCAGAACCCUCCAAUUUUCUUUCCCCAGCAAAGACACACGGUUUUAUUCACUGGAACCGCCCUGUGAGUAAUAAAUGUAAUAUAUAAUUUGUUUUGUUUUAAGUAAAGGUUAAUUCCCUAUGUCCCUGUGCUUUUAGUUCAACAUUCCCUGGUAUCACCCCCCGUGCUGCCUGCUGCUCCCUCCCCUGUGCCUGGGGAUCCGUGAAGGCUGCAGCUCCCGCCCCAGUGGAUUGUGGGGGGUGAUGGGAGUCAGCUGGUCCGUCUCACAGCUGGGGGGGGGUUGUGAUGUGUUUUUUUUUUUUGUCUAUUCAGAGACAUGGAAACUGUACGCUGAGUUUUUACUUUUUAUUGCCUGUUUUUAACUUCACAAUAAACCAAUGAGAAAACUC
This is a messenger RNA of Xenopus laevis (African clawed frog), 2810 nucleotides long. RefSeq names its product KH-type splicing regulatory protein S homeolog (gene khsrp.S). Gene Ontology annotation, cellular component: nucleus. Gene Ontology annotation, molecular function: RNA binding; nucleic acid binding. The record is from RefSeq and is a predicted model, not a curated record. The coding region runs from base 159 to 2180 and encodes 673 amino acids. Gene Ontology annotation, biological process: regulation of DNA-templated transcription. Lineage: Eukaryota; Metazoa; Chordata; Amphibia; Anura; Pipidae. The transcript is spliced from 20 exons.